Messenger RNA from Cyphellophora attinorum, 441 nucleotides. RefSeq lists its product as uncharacterized. NCBI's taxonomy places the organism in Eukaryota, Fungi, Ascomycota, Eurotiomycetes, Chaetothyriales, Cyphellophoraceae. The coding region runs from base 1 to 441 and encodes 146 amino acids. The transcript has 2 exons. The record is from RefSeq and is a predicted model, not a curated record.
AUGUCCGGCAUCGUUUCUGCGCCGUCCUGGGACAAACCAGAGCCGACUCUCACGGGCAUGCCCCUCGAGAUUCUGGAGAAUAUCAUCGGCUUUGCCUUGCCAAUGGAACUCAAAAUCUCAGCAUAUUACGGCAUUACCUCUCGUGAGGAAGACUACUUCUUGGAGCUACUCAAACCACUCAACUGGCGCCAGCUAACCUCUUCCGGGGUCCUCUACGAGAGCUGGAACCCAAUGAGCAUCCUGCUCGUGUCGAAGACCAUCCGCAAGACUGGCCGAAAGAUCCUUUCCCAACGUCACAUCGAGUUCAUGUUCGUCAGGUUGAUGGAAGAACCUGUCCUCGACGACGACGAAUAUUAUCGCAAUUUCUACCCUAUGAAAGCUGGCAUAGUGAAGAAGGUUGAAGAACACGUCAAGCGUAUUAUCACCAAGAAGGAGGACUAG